Messenger RNA from Cotesia congregata, 1215 nucleotides. The record is from the annotation of a GenBank genome assembly. Lineage: Eukaryota; Metazoa; Arthropoda; Insecta; Hymenoptera; Braconidae.
UAUGAAUAUCAAACCGGAUAUAAAUUUAAUCAAGGUUCUUCAACAACAAUUAAAAACUGUCACAAAAAGAAAUUAGAAGGUGAUCGUAAAUUACAAGAAAAAUUUGAAUAUUACUUUUUCCCAUUCAAAUGCGAAUAUUCUACGAAAAAAUUACAGUCUCGAACGAAAGACAAAAAACCGUGUGAUGCCGGAUUCAAAGUUCAUUUUGUCCACCAAGAUAAAGAUCAGGAUGAAGAUCCAUAUUUGGAAAUUUUUGAUUAUCGGAGUACACAUAACCACAAUGUUGAACCGUUUCAUUGGCUGGAAGACAGUGACGACGAUAGUGAAAAAGCAGGGAAUAAUGAAAAAAAAUUAAAAAAUUCCAAGUCAGUGCCGGCACGAAAGGACGAGGAUGGGGAAAACAUUGAUGAGAAUAAUCGCCCACCAGCGGAUCUGUUAACAGCAGUAGAACUUUUGCGCAAGGAUGAUGACCACAGUGGUGGUAGUGAUAAAAAUUCCUCAGAAAGUCGUAAUUCUCGGAUCACUCGUCAGAAAAAACAUAUUCAAAUUAAAAACAUACAAACUGUUCAAGUUUUGAUCCACCGAAAAGAUGAAGACGAUGCUAGUGCAGCCAUUGAAAUGAAGCAAUCAGCUGAUAAUUCAUGCGAAAAUCAUGGUGUUCCACCUGAUAUUAUACCACUUGCUGAAGAUUUGACUGCUCAGAAAAAAAAUACAUUAGCCGAUAAUGAAGGAGAUCCCAAUUUGUUGGCUAAUGAAAAUGAUGAUAAUAGUCGGGAUACAGUAAUAUUACCUCAAAAUCCCAACGAGAAAUAUAUUGAAGAUGACAAAAGCAUACCCCGAGAAAUUUUUCACCGUUCUGACUUAGAAAAUCCGGCAGGAAAUUGCAAAAUUGAUGGUGCUCCAUUAAAGGAUAGUACACAUCACCAAGGCGAAGGAGCUACAACUGAAACAGCUACAGUUUCACCACGUGCACAAAAUUUGGAAACAAAAAAAAAAACAAAACUGAGCAAACGUAAGAAAAAGCCGCUGUUCAGUGCACCAAAAAAACACCACGACGACAUCGAGACAUGGUAUUGUCACGUUUGCACAAAGUGUAAGAGAGAUAAAAUGGUGACAUGUUCAGUUUGUGACGAGUUUUGCCACGAAAAAUGUUCAAAAAAAAUAAAUAGAUCAACUAAUAUAUGCGACAUUUGCGACGACCAAGUACGAAAAUAA